AUGAGCUUCACCUGUUUGAGCAGCGAUGGUAUAAGGGCAAACAGUGACACAGAAAGUCUCCUCAUAAGCAAAAUGAGUGUAGUUAAAUCACCAAGGAGUUUAAAAAAGAAGAAAGAUGAACAUAAGGCUGAUAUGGUCGCGGUUCAUCGCAGCAAAGAGGAAAUAUCAUCAGAUCGGGAAACAUUCCGAACGGAGGGUUCUGAAGAAAGCUCCGGGUCUAACAGGACCUACAUCAAGGAGGACAACAAUCGCAAUGAAAACUACAGUCGGCAAAAUACGCCAAGUCGUGAUGUUAGCGUCGAUGGGGAAUCACAGAUUAACUCAAAGAUUAUCACGCUUAUCGAAUCCGAAAUCAAACGGGAAGCCAAACAUACAACGUUCAGUGAUUCACGACCGCAAAGUCUUAGUUUUUAUGAAGAAGAAAAAAUGCCCGAAGAAUUAUCUGGAAAUUUAGAAUUACUGAGUCCUGAAGAAAGACGUCAUUAUAAAAGCCGAAAACACUAUUCACACAUGGAUACAGAUGAACGCAAUAUGUAUAAUAGCAUUCAGGAUAUUUACAAUCGCGAAAACGAUGACAUGAUGUCAUCAUCCUUGAAAAAAUCCAAAUCAAGGAAAAAGAAACACGGAGGAGAUGCAGAGAUGGGAAUGGGUGAUAGUCGUGAAAUGAUGAUACCCAAAGAAAAACGUAAGAGCAAGAAGAAGAAACACGAGUCUCCUAUGUCCGGCAAAAGAAAACAUCGAAAACGUGAGGAUGAAUUCGAUAUGCGCAGUAACGAAAUAACUCUUGCUUUGGAGGAAUUACAAGAUGAUGUCUUCGAAAACCACGUUGAUGAUUGUCGACAUGAGAAGAUAAAGAAAAGCCCGAGGAAAUCAGAUAAAGUCUACGUACAACGAAAAAAUAAAUUUGAACUUAACACGGAAAGUAACUUGACAAAUUUAGAAAAUCAUCCAAUACGACAACAAUUUAAAGCAAAUGUUUCUCCAUUACAUUCUGCUUUAAACGAGCAAAAGUAUUGGCGUAAAUUCACCAACUUCUGUCAUGGUCUUCUUGGAGGGCUUGGUUUCGCUCACAUGGUCUACAUAAGUGCAAACCAAUUCACAACUGAUGCAACAUCCUUGAGAAAUUACGCAUUAUACAGCGAUAUUUAUGUGACAAUGUUUCACAUCCUUUGUGUGCUUUGUUUAGUCUCAGUCUUCGAUAAAUACGACAUCGCAAAUAUUGACGUUGAUAAUCUCAAAGAUUUUUUCAAAAAUCGUAAAAGUUCUUUUGUUAUUCUACUCUAUAUCAUUACUCUUAUACUCCAUUUAGCAACUGCGCCAAACGAUGAUCAAAUUGCUUUGAUUGCGCAUAAUUUCAAUAACAGUGUCAAUGUAACCGCAGCUGAUAUGAAAAUAUGGACGUCGAUGUCUUUCAGUCGUGGAUUCUUCGCAUUCAUUGCUUGGUUUUUCGUUUCAUUGACUUCUACUGAAGAUUUUCUGUAUACGCAUUUAAAGACGAUGGAUACAUUUGUUGUUCCAGUUGGUUAAGCAUAGACAUUUAUUAUAAAUAUUAAAACAUAUACUAUGAAACUGUUAACUGUUAAAAAUAUAUCCAACUAUAUCAAGAAAAUAA
Dalotia coriaria is the source of this 1612-nucleotide messenger RNA. RefSeq lists its product as uncharacterized. NCBI's taxonomy places the organism in Eukaryota, Metazoa, Arthropoda, Insecta, Coleoptera, Staphylinidae. Gene Ontology annotation, cellular component: ciliary transition zone. Gene Ontology annotation, biological process: cilium assembly. The record is from RefSeq and is a predicted model, not a curated record.